UUGCUCAUUGAGACUGGCUUCAUUCGACCUGCCAAUGCAGGCAUCUUUACGCUUUUGCCAUAUGGCCAGCGUGUCGUCGAUAAGCUUGAGGAAAGGAUAGACCAAGCUAUGCAGUCUAUUGGUGCAAGCAAGCUCGCCAUGCCAACUUUGCAGUCAAAGUCUCUCUGGCAAAAGACUGGACGCUGGGCAAAUCCUGAGCUCUACAAGCUGGCUGAUCGCAAAGGAUCAGAGUACUGCCUUGCUCCAACGCACGAAGAGUGCGUUACGAAGCUUGUCUCGCAUGAAGUCAAUGGCUACAAGCAGUUGCCAGUACGUGUCUAUCAAAUGACUAGGAAGUACCGCGACGAGAUGCGGCCACGCGGCGGUAUGCUUCGUGGCAAGGAAUUCAUCAUGAAGGAUCUAUAUACGUUUGAUGAUGGCUCUCAGGCAGCACAGCUGACGUAUGAGCAAGUCUCUGCAGCCUAUACACACCUCUUCAAGUCGCUCGAGACGCCAUUCCUAGUUGCAAAGGCAGACAGCGGCAAUAUUGGCGGUGACUUGUCGCAUGAGUACCACUUGCCCGACGCAUCAGGCGAGGACACCCUACUACACUGCCCAAGUUGUAAUCAUGUCGCGAAUCAAGAGCUGGCGACGACACUACCCAUUGAUGCGGAACGCGAGACGCAGCGCUUCGCUCAUGCAUCUUUCCCGGAUACAAUCUUCUUCGAUGUCAGCCUCCCAAAAGGCCGAGUCGCCAACAUGUUGCAGGUAGAGAGACAGGCUAGGCAAUGCGAUUCAACCCGCAGUCUCCAAGUCGAAGCUGGAGAUUCCUGUCCAUCAUGUCAUCAGCCACUUGCUGCCGUCAAGGCCAUUGAAGUAGGCCAUACGUUUCAUCUCGGAACCAAGUACUCAAAGCAGCUGGACUUUACAUACAGCACACAAGAGAACAAGCUGGAGCAUCCAGAGAUGGGGUGUCACGGCAUUGGAGUAACGCGACUUAUGGCUGCUCUGGCUGAGAUCAAGCGUGAUGAAACGGGUCUGCAGUGGCCACCUGGCAUUGCACCUUUCAAGACCCUUAUUGUUGCAUCCGAAAAAACGGAAGCGCUAGCACAGGUAUUGUAUGAUCGUUUAGACGACGCUGUGAUUGAUGAUCGGUUCAGCAAAGGUCUAAUGUAUCGCGUAAAGGAAGCGGAACGUCAAGGCAUCCCCAACAUCAUUGUACUUGGCAAGAAU
This is a messenger RNA of Protomyces lactucae-debilis, 1212 nucleotides long. RefSeq lists its product as uncharacterized. The record is from RefSeq and is a predicted model, not a curated record. Gene Ontology annotation, molecular function: ATP binding; proline-tRNA ligase activity. The transcript is spliced from 2 exons. The annotation marks the transcript as partial. Lineage: Eukaryota; Fungi; Ascomycota; Taphrinomycetes; Taphrinales; Protomycetaceae. Gene Ontology annotation, cellular component: cytoplasm; mitochondrion. Gene Ontology annotation, biological process: prolyl-tRNA aminoacylation.